Cercospora beticola is the source of this 447-nucleotide messenger RNA. RefSeq lists its product as uncharacterized. NCBI's taxonomy places the organism in Eukaryota, Fungi, Ascomycota, Dothideomycetes, Mycosphaerellales, Mycosphaerellaceae. The record is from RefSeq and is a predicted model, not a curated record.
AUGCAAUUCUCACUCUUCAUUUACAGCCUCACGGCUCUUUCUCUCGGCGCCCUCGCCGUUCCCACACAAGACCCAAAGACCAAGGACUUGAUAAAAGAUAAGAACACGACUUGCUUCAAGGACCUGGACGCAGUCAACGCUGGAACAGGCGAUGACACGGCUACUGCGGCCGCAUGCGAUAGCGCAAUGGCUGAAUGUGGCGCCGGCCUCGACUACAUCGGAUACGCAUAUACCAACUCUGGCUCUCUGACCGUACAGUGUCCCUUCUUGUGCUCCACGAGGCGAUGGCUGACUGGGGAUCAUCAGUGUUCAUAUGACCCGAAGACUUGCAAGCAUGCUCAGAAGCAUAUUGAGAAUAUCUGUAAAAAGGAAUACGACAUGGUUGGAUACACUUCGCACAAUCUCAUUACUCCUGAUCCCAAGGAGGGAGGGGAAGAAAGCAACUGA